AAUCAAUAAGAUAGCACGAAAGUUGGACUCAGCUCAGAAAUUGUUUAUAUCCGCUGCCAUCUCUCCACUUCAUCGUCUUCUCGAAUCAUCUCUCUCUCUCUCUCUCUCUACAGAAAGCCUGAAACUUCACCUCCGGCAUCCAUGUCAGCACACAGCCUAAACCUCUGCGGAGUGCUCUCCGAGACCAAGCGCAUAAUCAAUGCUCACUCCCGCCAUUUCUUGGCGCUCUCAGUUCUCUUCCUCCUCCCCCUCUCCUUCUCUCUCGUCGUCUACCCUUCCCUCUCUCACUCCCCUUCGCCCCUCUCCCACUACCACCGCUCCCUCUUCUUCUUCUCCUCGCCGGACCUCCCACCCAUCGCCAGAUCCCACUUCAUCCUCGCAACUGCCUACGCCCUCUUCGUCGCCUUCUUAUCCCUCUGCGCCACCGCCUCAAUCACCCACAGCACCUUCCACGGCUUCUACGGCAGGCCGGUGAAGUUUGUUUCCUCAAUUAAGUAUGUGCUCAUAUCGUUUCUACCCCUAAUUGGAACCCUAAUUAUCAGCAAGUUCAUUAUGGGGUUAAUUGCUUUCGGAUUUGGGGGUUUUACCAUGAUGGUGUAUAAUGCCCUAGCCCUAAUUGGGGUUGAAAUCGACUAUACCAAUUUGUAUUUCUUGGGAUUUGUUGCCUUGAUCACUGCUCUGCUCUUGGGGGUGCUGAUUUACCUGCAAGUGGAGUGGUGCCUGUCGUUCGUGAUCGUCGUUGUGGAGUCGAAAUGGGGGUUUGCGGCGCUGAGGAGGAGCGCGAGCUUGGUGAGAGGGAUGAGAGGCGUGGCGCUUUGCUUGAUUCUGUUGUUUGAAUCGCUGCUUGGCUUACUGGGCUUGCUGUGCUCGACGGUGGUGCCCAGCGCGGGCGGAUUGAGCAGCAGGGACUGGAUUAGCUGGGCAUUCGUGUUUCAGGCCGUCGUCUACACGGGGUUUAUGACGAUUCUGAUGCUCUACAGUGUGGCGGCUACUGCUGUGCUGUAUAUGUAUUGCAAGGCUUUGCAGGGGGAGCUUGCCUUUGAGAUUGCGGAGGAGUUCGCGCAGGAGUAUAUCCGGCUGCCUUUCGAUGAUGGGAAGCUUUCCCACGUUGUCUACGUCGUGUAGCUGAGGGUUUAUCACUCAACUACUGCAAUCUUAUUAUGGUAUGUUUGUGAUGUUAAUACUUGCAAGGCAAUAUUUGAUUGUGAGAGUUCUGAUAAAUGAAACUAAUAAGUAAACUUCAUUAGCAUCAUCAAGGUUUAACGUGUUCAUCGCUCGUCGCUGAAUUUUUGCCACCUUAUGUUUCAGGCAAGAGGCAUGUUGCCUUGUUGAGCACCUUGACUGUGUAGAACUGAUUUUCAAUAGACAGAUGCUGAGCUCUUGGUUUUACAUAUGUUUUUCCACAUUCAUUAUGCAAAAUAUAGUUCACAUUCACAUGCUCUUGCUCA
Molecule: messenger RNA, 1448 nt
Organism: Salvia miltiorrhiza (redroot sage)
Lineage: Eukaryota; Viridiplantae; Streptophyta; Magnoliopsida; Lamiales; Lamiaceae
Exons: 2
Coding region: 142-1125 (327 amino acids)
Source: RefSeq, a predicted model, not a curated record